Strongylocentrotus purpuratus (purple sea urchin) is the source of this 1492-nucleotide messenger RNA. RefSeq names its product tyrosine-protein kinase receptor Tie-1-like. The transcript is spliced from 7 exons. The coding region runs from base 61 to 1350 and encodes 429 amino acids. NCBI's taxonomy places the organism in Eukaryota, Metazoa, Echinodermata, Echinoidea, Camarodonta, Strongylocentrotidae. The record is from RefSeq and is a predicted model, not a curated record. Gene Ontology annotation, molecular function: scavenger receptor activity.
GGGUCCAUGGUAUACGGAAGACAGUUAAUUGAGAGUACGUUUUAACAGUCGGAGUUUGGGAUGUGGAUGUUGCGGAGAAUACUGGCGAAAAUGGCAUCAUUAAAAGUGCUGAAACUGUUUUUAUUAACUCUGUCACCUUUCGUCUGUUUUCCGUUAUUGAUUCAAGGUGAGGUUGUUCAUAUCACAGUGCUGGCCAUAGGAUACACCAAUGUAGAUACGGAUAGCAAUCCGCAGUUUCAAUGUUACCGUAGUGAACCAGAUAGAAAUGCUUCACUAUCAUUUGAUCGAUCAGCACCAAUAACAACAGAUAGAUCACCACCAGUACAUGAGCCACACUCAGAUGAACAAUUAUUCUUGAGAGUGGUCAGGUUCCCCGAAGGAGAUGGGUGGGAUAGUGAUGGAUUCGGUCCUUUCUACUGUGAGGCUUCUAAACAUGAUCGAGAUGUUACAAGGGUUACCACAUUUUUCCAACGAAAUGAUGCGAAAUUCAUAUCGAGUGAUGACUUGUUUACAAAGACAGUUAAUGUGAAUGACACUGGGGUGAUGUUCAGCAUGACUAGUCGUUCUAAUCCUGAUGAGAGUGACAACGUGAUUACUUGGAUGAAAGAUGGAAGUGAGGUUCUUACGUCAUUUGAUGGGCAGACUCAGAUCAGCUUCCCAAACCCAAUCCAGACAUCAGACCAAGGAAUCUAUGAGAUCUACUAUGAUAACGAGAGGAAUCAAAAUAGAGGAGGACUAUACAGACUCAUCGUCAGAGAAUGCCCUGCUGGUAAGUGGGGUCCCCCUGAGUGUUAUGGUAUCUGUGAUAAAUGCUACAAUGGUGGAGUCUGUGACGACAAGUCUGGUCUAUGUAUCUGUCCUAACAACUUCAAGGGACCGAAUUGUUUAGAAAUUUGUAGAACUAGCGGUGGAAAUCGCUUUGGAUUGAACUGUGAGUUUCGAUGUUCAUAUUUCGGUGAUGCUCCCACACAAUGUCAUGGGUUUCUGUUUUGCCUUCCUGAUCCUUACGGAUGUUCAUGUGGCGUCGGUGCCCGUGGUCUUGCAUGUAUAACACUAUGCACUAUCGGUACAUAUGGCCCCGGAUGUUCACAGACAUGUCACUGUGCAAAUUCAUCAUGUGACAUAUAUAGUGGAAUAUGUGCAGAGGGGUGUCAGACUGGCUGGUCUGGGGACAACUGUCAAAUUCCAGAUGAAUGUGAAUACGGUUACUACGGAUCUCAAUGCACUGAUAAAUGUCAUUGCUUGAAUGAUGAACCAUGUGAUAAAGAUACUGGAGAGUGCCCUGAACAAAAGUGCGCUCUAGGAUACACAGUAGAUAGUGGCCAGGUAAAAUGUCAAGGUAAAAUAUAAUUUUUACAUAAAGGAUGUUGAAUUUUCCAUAUCAAUUCCUAUUCAUUUAUUUCCAGACUACAUACAACAAAUACAUCAAGUAUGAUGCACUAUGCAUGGUACACCAGGGGUGUGUCACAAAACUUGUCAUCAGUGACAAAUG